Messenger RNA from Hypomesus transpacificus, 3732 nucleotides. It is a transcript of the gene galnt3, whose product is annotated as UDP-N-acetyl-alpha-D-galactosamine:polypeptide N-acetylgalactosaminyltransferase 3 (GalNAc-T3). Gene Ontology annotation, cellular component: Golgi apparatus. The transcript is spliced from 13 exons. NCBI's taxonomy places the organism in Eukaryota, Metazoa, Chordata, Actinopteri, Osmeriformes, Osmeridae. The record is from RefSeq and is a predicted model, not a curated record. The coding region runs from base 576 to 2450 and encodes 624 amino acids.
CGGGUAGUGUGUUCCUCGGAUGGCUACCGUCUCCGUGUCUUUUCUUUACCCCCUCCAGCACAGAACUAUUUAUGAAUACCAUCUGCCGGGGGUGAUUUGGCUAGCAGGAGGGUGUUGGUACUGUAUGUCAGAAGGUCCAACACAUUGGCUAAGAUGCGCGUCCUCUGUGACUGUGCUCGACCACCCAUUAAUUCUGUAGGUAGCCUGAUUGGAUGCGGUGCCUUUGAGAACGCUACGAGAGAGGUAUAGGCAGAUGUCUUUGACACGCGGAGAUCCUCUGUACGCACGCGUGCCACCAGCCAGGUCUCCACCCUCUACCUGCAAGCGAGGAGCGCACCUGGAUCCAACGAGACGGAAGUAGUUCGCAGAGAUUGAGGAUUAACUGUGCUGACUGUGACAACUAGACAUCGGAUAACCAACUAUUGGAAUCUGCACAUUUUUGAAGAAGAAUUUCGUAAAGCUAUAACGCAAGAUGUAAUUUCAUGGACUUUUAAACUUUGAGUGGACUACAGUUCUUAUUAUGUAACGUCCCACACGGACGUCGAUUGACGCAGCCCCGCCACAUCUCCAGAAAGAUGACAGGCUUCCGCAGGAUCCUGAGGAGGAGGUUACACCCUCUGAAGCUGGUCGUCGUCGCCCUGAUAUUCGUCACGUUUCUGUUCCUGAUCCAGCGGGAGGUGGGCAGCCAGGACCCUGAGGAGGAGCCCUGGCUGAGGGAGAUGGCUGUGAAGAGAGACGCCGUGCUGGGCAUGGUCAUGGGGGCCGUCAACAACUUCCGGGACGCCAUCCCAAAGAUGCAGAUCAAAGCCCCGGUCCGGCAGCAGGGCAGUGCGGACGGCGCAUCCUGCCUGCCGGGCGUGUACACAGCGGCGGAGCUGAGGCCGGCCCUGGAGCGCCCCCCGCAGGACCCCAACGCCCCAGGGGCUGCUGGGAAGCCCUUCCUCAAGGAGGGGCUGAGCCCCGCGGAGCAGAAGGAGAAAGAGCGGGGAGAUGAGAAACACUGCUUUAACCUGUUCGCCAGCGACCGCAUCUCCCUGAGCCGGGACCUGGGCCCGGACACCAGACCUCCAGAAUGCAUCGAGCAGACGUUCAAGCGCUGCCCCCCCCUGCCGACCACCAGCGUGAUCAUCGUGUUCCACAACGAGGGCUGGAGCACCCUGCUGAGGACCGUGUACAGCGUGCUGCACACCUCCCCCGCCAUCCUCCUCAAGGAGAUCAUCCUGGUGGACGACGCCAGCGUGGACGAGGUUUUGAAGGAUGAGCUGGACGAGUACCUGAAGCGUCUCCACAUGGUGCGUGUGGUCAGGCAGAGGGAAAGGAAAGGCCUGAUCACCGCCCGCCUGCUCGGAGCGUCCGUGGCCACCGGAGAGACCCUCACCUUCCUAGACGCUCACUGUGAAUGUUUCUGUGGCUGGCUGGAGCCCCUGCUGGCCAGGAUAGCUGAGAACAACACGGCCGUGGUGAGCCCCGACAUCACCACCAUCGACCUCAACACCUUCGAGUUCAUGAAGCCCUCGCCGUACGGACAGAACCACAACCGUGGGAACUUUGACUGGGGCCUGUCGUUUGGCUGGGAGGGCCUGCCAGACCAGGAGAAGCACAGGAGGAAGGAUGAAACCUAUCCCAUCAAGACACCAACUUUUGCCGGAGGGCUCUUCUCGAUCUCUAAAGAAUACUUCUAUCACAUCGGGAGCUACGAUGAGCAGAUGGAGAUCUGGGGCGGAGAGAAUAUCGAAAUGUCGUUCAGGGUGUGGCAGUGCGGAGGCCAGCUGGAGAUCAUCCCCUGCUCCAUCGUGGGCCACGUGUUCAGGACCAAGAGCCCCCACAGCUUCCCCAAAGGCACGCAGGUCAUUGCUCGCAACCAAGUCCGCCUAGCCGAGGUGUGGAUGGACGAGUACAAGGAGAUCUUCUACCGGCGCAACCAGCAAGCGGCGCAGAUCGCUAAAGAUAGAGCUUUCGGAGACCUUUCCAGCCGCGUGGACCUCCGCGAGCGUCUGCACUGCCAGAGCUUCUCCUGGUAUCUGAAGAACGUCUACCCUGAGGUGUUCAUGCCCGAUCUCAACCCGCUCUACUUUGGCUCGGUGAAGAACCUGGGGAAAGACUCGUGUCUGGAUGCAGGAGAGAAUAACGAGGGAGGGAAGCAGCUCAUCAUGUACCCGUGCCACGGUCUCGGAGGAAACCAGUAUUUCGAGUACUCCACGCACCAUGAGAUACGACACAACAUCCAGAAGGAGCUGUGUCUGCAGGGGGCAGGCGGGGCCCUGAAGCUGGAGGACUGCCAGUUCAAAGGCAGGAGCACGUCCGUGGGCCCAGAGCAGAGAUGGGAGGUGAAGGAGAACAAGCUGUUCUUCAUGCCAGGACUGAACCUGUGUCUGACUGCCCGCCACGGGGCGCCGGCCUUGGCCUCCUGCAACCCCUCGGACCGCUUCCAGCUCUGGGUCUUCACCUGAGGGGGUUUCCUGGCCCCCCUGAGGGGGUCUCCUGGCCCCCCUGACACACUGACACCUGCAGGAUAGACUUGUCCUCAGAGGAACUUGAUCAAAAAGCAGUCGGCAUACUUUUUAGAUUUUUGGAUCAAAUCUAUUUCUUUAUUUAUUUUUAUACUCUGAAGAACUGAACACUACCGCUGGAAAGUUUAAGACUUCAAGAACAAGUACUGUGUGCAACCUCCGGAAGGAAGCAUUUGAAAGCUUUUCCUUAAAGCUGCAAAACUGACUUUUUUUGUUUUCUUUCUUUUGUUUUCCCGGGAUUUGGGAUGUAAUUUAUGCCGGUCUACGCUCGCUUUCAGUUUAGUCAAGACUGUCGCCUGGAGCUGGGAGCCAACCCUGAAUGGGACUGAGGAGAUCAUCUUUUGAAGAAAACCACUGUGUCUUAUCUCCUUUAACAUUUUUCAUUACUUUUAUUGACCUGGGGUCUUCGUAUCUAUUAUUUAGUUAGUUACAUACUGGACGCUUUCUGCUUUAUUGCCCACACUGAAUAAUGUAUACAUCUUUAUGUCAACAACUGAAGUGGACACUCAAGAAAAUGCAAUAGUCUAGGCACCAAAGACGCGCCAAUUUUCUUUCUAUUGAACGGAAUGUUUUAUGAUAUAGAUUAUUCAAUAUGUUUCACUACUGCCUUUUUAUCUGCACAUGUGUAGCGGGCAUGACAGGCCUGUUCCAGUGCAGAGAACGCCGCAGGUACAGACAGCCAGCACUAGAAGGCGCCAGAGUUCCUCAACGCCACAAUGUUCCUCAAUGCCUUUUGAUUUCCCUGAUCUUUUUUACGAGCCAGUUCAUAAAAAUGAGCCCGUUCAUAAAUAUGAUUUCAGUGGUUAAUAACAACAGUGCCCUGUAAAAUAUUUGUCAACAUGUACUUGAGUUAAUUUCACCACAGCAACCUGUUUAUUUGGUUAUUCUACUUUUCCCAUCUCUUAUUUAAAGAUAAAAGCUGAGUUAUUCUGUGAAACUUUUAAUUCUUCUCAGUUUAUCUUAGAUAUUUUUCCAAAUAGGGUGUUUCCUCCAUUCCAACUCUGGUAGUCAUAUAGUGAUUCUAACUUUCUAAUCCAGAUGUAUUGGUUCAUAAUAAAAUGGUGUUGCAUCUGUCUGUAUGUACACAUCAUUGCUCAUAGAAAUCACUUUCAGAUGUAUCUGUAGCCAGGGAAUCUCCUUUUACUUUUUUAACAAUGUUAUGUUUGUCAGUCAAAAGUGUUUAUUACAUUAAAUAUGUUUUUGUACUGUCAGGCAAGUACAA